Messenger RNA from Sporisorium graminicola, 2172 nucleotides. RefSeq lists its product as uncharacterized. The transcript has a single exon. Bases 1 to 2172 code for a protein of 723 amino acids. Gene Ontology annotation, cellular component: mitochondrion. Gene Ontology annotation, biological process: regulation of glucose metabolic process; protein phosphorylation. NCBI's taxonomy places the organism in Eukaryota, Fungi, Basidiomycota, Ustilaginomycetes, Ustilaginales, Ustilaginaceae. Gene Ontology annotation, molecular function: pyruvate dehydrogenase (acetyl-transferring) kinase activity. The record is from RefSeq and is a predicted model, not a curated record.
AUGAAGAGAGUCGGUCGCCUUGCAGCGCAAACACGCUCUGCUACAGUACCUAGAUGGGCCACAGCCCCUGCAAUCCUGAGUUCGACAGCCGCUUCCGGCGCUCUACCCUCACCACAGCAGCGAGGAUACACGACUUCAUCGUCGCCGACUGCAAAGUCGCACACGCACCAUUAUGCCGGCUCACGCAAGGGUAAAGAGCGAUCGUUCCCAACGCUCGACGACAACCAAAGGAAGCUGACCGCUCUACCACCCCCAGGACUGCGGCUCUUGAGCAGCACGCCAGGUGCCGGGCCAGCACGACUUGGUAUGGACUCAGAGGCGGACCUCGGUAGACACUUCUACCUCAACAAGGUACUCGAGCAGUGGGCGGCCAAGCCGGCGACGCGCAUGACGUUGAGGCAGCUCAUCUUCUUCGGCCGCACUCUGGGUCGCGAUCGAGAAAAGAUUCUCAAGAGCGCCAACUACGUCCGGCAGGAGUUGCCCGUACGCAUCGCACACCGUAUUCGAGACCUGCAGGCGCUACCGUUCGUGGUGAUGACGAACCAGCAUCUUGAGGAUGUCUACCAAAAGUACUGGUCUGCGUUCGAAACGUUCCGCAGGUUCCCGCACAUCAAGUCGAUGGACGACAACGAGAAAUUCUGCAACUUGUUGAGGGGGCUAUUGGACGAUCAUCUCACCAUCAUCCCUUCGCUGACGAUCGGUAUUGUCGAAUCAUCGCACCACCUGCAGCCGCAGCAGCUGGACAAGUUCAUGGAGCGCAUGCUCAGGUCGCGCAUCUCGAGACGUGUGUUGGCCGAACAGCAUAUCGCGCUCACCGAAGCGUUGGACGAUCCGUUCCACUUUUUCAACGAGCCGGUGCGCAGGCAGGAGGAGGGCGAAGACGAAGCUUCGGACCUCGACCACAGCGAAGAUGCGGUGGGCGACCAUGUUGGUAUCAUCUACACACGGCUCAGUGUCGCGAGCGUGGUAAACAAGGGCAUCAAGCUUCUUACGCAGAUGUUUGCCAGUAUGUCAGAUGGGGCGGCGGAGCGGAUUCCAAGGGUGGAGGUGGAUGGAGAUCUUCGGGCGAGGUUUGCAUAUAUUCCAGAGCAUCUGGAGUACAUUGUGUUCGAGCUGCUCAAGAAUGCGAUGCGAGCGACGAUCCGGAAGCACGCUGGGGAGAAGAGUGCUGGGGUGGUGAAGGUUACGAUUGUCGAGGGACCGCCGGAAGAGGAUCUGAUUAUCAGGAUCUCGGAUUCGGGUGGGGGGCUACCGGAUCUUAUCACACAGCUGUCGUCGCCUUCUCGGGCAGCAGCGGCCUUGGCGAAGCCGGUUUCCAAACCGACAUUUGCGACCAGCAGCAGCCCGGCGAGUGGAGAUGCCACUGGAAGCGAGGCCAGUCUGCAGACCGAACAACAGUACCCCAUCCCCUUCCCGGACAUGGGCCACAUCGGUGGAUAUCCGCCACGAGGGUCCCGAGCGCGCCUGCUGCACCCGGACGACGAGACGAUCCCGGUAACGCUUUCGGACGAACGCGUGCCGUCACCGAUGGGCGUCGACGCAGCGUCCUUCUACGCCGAACCCUGGGCGGAGGCGUCCCUACCCUCGUCACGCAUGUGGGCAGCCCGCGGCGGCGUCGGCUCAGCGGGCGGCGUCGGCGGCUCCACCCCACCCAACGAGUUCGGCACCGUCGGCACCUCGACGUCGUCCUCAGCAGCAGAAGGCUACUCGGACCCGCUCAUCGACGCGCUGUGCUCGUUCAGCAACGUCCGCAAGCGGCUCGAGAUCGAAGCGCACGCCUCCACCGCCUCCCUUACAUCCUCCGCCUCCACCGCGUCGGCGUUCUACGGCCUUCCCUCGUCGUCGUCUUCGACCGAACUCAACUCAGCAGGCCUGGGCACGCGCGACCGCUUCGACGCACUCAAGUCGAUCGGCAAGUUCAAGGGCACCGUCACGGAGCAGGUCCCACCCAAGUCGUCGCGCAAGUUUCAGGCGAUGGAGGGCACGGGUCCUGCAGCGCUGCAUACGGAGCAGGUCGAGACGGGGCUGGGCUUGCCUAUGGCAAAAGUGUACUGUGACUUUUUCGGUGGAAGUCUGAGCUUUAGGAGCUUGGACGGGCAUUCGACGGACAUCUAUGUGCGCCUGCCGAAGCUGGGCACAAACAAGGAGACAAUUGAGGAGAUUGUACUGUAA